AACACAUACAAAUCACACAUAAACCUGGCCCAACGGGUGCAUGGUGCGUUGAAAACACCAGGGUUCUAUCUUUCUGUCCGAUACUGUACUUCUUGCGCACCAUACCUCGCAACUAAAACUCUACAACAUCUAGCAAAAGUAGAAGCAAAUACGUACCCAGAGGCAACAAAGGUUUUAGCUAACGACUUUUACAUGGACGACAUGCUAACAGGAGUCAAUAGUGUAGAGCAGGGGUCUCCAAACUACGGCCCGCGGGCCGCAUGCGGCCCUCGAGAGCCUAUAAUGCGGCCCGCGGUGAUGUUGCAAAGGAUAAUGUAAAUAUCAUAUUAGUUUCACAAUUUUUAUCAAAUUUUUAAUUUUUACUAAACCAAGCCAAAAAUCAAGUUACUAAAAAAUAAAAAUGCAGAAUAUUCAUUAAGUAUUUUCAUAUGAAAAUAUGAUUUAAACGUUCUCAUUACCAAAAGUAACGUUAAAAUGGCCCGCAACAUCGUUAUUUACGAAGCAAUGCGGCCCACGAAUUGAAAAGUUUGGAGACCCCUGGUGUAGAGGAAGGGCAGAAACUCAGUGACCAAUUAUUGAAUUUACUUCAAUCUGCUGGUCUUUGUCUUCGUAAGUGGACAUCUAACUGCUCCGAACUACUAGAAAAAAUUCCCGUUGAUCUUCGGGAUGAUCGAACUGUUUAUGACCUUGAUUCGCCAACAUCAUGCAUCAAAAAAUUGGGUCUGAAAUGGCAACCAACAACCGACAAUUUUCUCUUCGAAACACCUGAGUACAGCAAUCAUGACAAUCCAGUUACGAAACGCAUUGCUGUAUCAGACUCGGCAAAACUUUUCGAUCCUUUAGGAUUGGUCGGUCCUGUGAUAGUGGCAGCUAAAAUGUAUCUUCAAGAGCUUUGGCGCAAUGAAACGUCUUGGGAUGAACCUCUCAACCCACCACUACAGAAACAGUGGAGAGAUUUUCGUAAAAAUCUUGCAGAACUUAAUAAAAUAAGUAUUCAACGUUGGGUUCUUUCUCACACGCCUGUAAAACAAAUACAGCUACACGGAUUUUGCGAUGCGUCUGAAAAGGCGUACGGCACUUGUAUUUACAUCAGAUCUGUAUCCAGCGAUGAUACAGUUACAGUGAAUUUACUAACGGCUAAAUCUAAAGUAGCUCCUCUGGCAACUUCGCGUAAACAAAAACGAGUUUGUUUACCUCGUUUAGAGCUAUCAGCCGACUUACUCUUGGCACAUCUGUAUGAAAAGGUUUCCGGUGCCUUGAAAAUUGAAAUAGAACCAUAUUUUUGGUCGGAUUCAAGUAUUGUCCUACACUGGUUGGCAGCAAACCCAUCGCGCUGGAAAACUUUCGUUGCGAAUCGUGUAUCGGAAAUAUAACAUCUCACUGCAAAUGGAAAAUGGAAUCACGUACCCGGUAUAGAAAAUCCAGCAGAUAUAAUUUCUCGCGGAAUGGAUCCAGCACAGCUACAGCAUGCCACCUUAUGGUGGAACGGCCCAAAUUGGCUAAAUGAAGAACCUCUGAUUUUCCCUACAAAGGUUGCAAGUAAGGUUGAACUACCGAAGGAAGAUCUCGAAGAAAGAGUUACGUUGGCAGCUCAUUCUAUUGAACCAAGUUUCAUUUUUAAACUGCGUUCGUCAUUUGGCGAUUUGAAAAGACUUGUAGCAUGGAUACUCAGAUUUGCUCACAAUGCAAAACUCAAAAAUCGUGAUCAACGACGAUUUACGCAUCUGACCACUGAAGAACUAAACGAUUCAAUCAAGUGUCUCGUCCGUCUAGCACAACAUGAAUCAUUUGCGGAAGAUUUUAAAAAUCUUGAAAAAAUGGUUUUGUUGCAAACCAUUCCAAGUUGAAGUCGUUAAAUCCAUACAUCGAAGCCGCCAUACUGCGAGUAGGUGGCAGGCUACGUCAUGCAGAAGUAUCUAACGAUCGACGACAUCCUAUGAUACUUCCAUCCAAUCAUCCCCUCACCGACAUGAUUGCAAUGUUCGUUCAUCUGAAAAUGUUGCAUGCCAGCCCUCAAUUUCUGACCACGAGCCUGCGCGAAAGGUUUUGGCCUUUGCGAGUCAGAAAUUUAGCCCGAAAGACAGUGCACUCAUGUUUGCAAUGUUUCCGCUGUCGACCAACAUCGCUUCAACAAAUUAUGGGCGACUUACCAAUGGAACGCGUGUCUCCAGCCUUACCAUUCGUCCGCACGGGAGUGGAUCUAUGUGGUCCGAUAGCAUACCGCUAUCCCCAUAGAAAAUCGCAACCGCUGAAAGGAUACGUGGUCAUUUUUGUAUGCAUGGUCGUGAAAGCGGUGCACAUCGAUCUUGUUACAGACUUGACCACAGACGCCUUUAUUGCGGCCCUACGCAGAUUCAUCGCGCGCAGAGCUCAGCAAUUCAAGGACCAGGCAUGGCAAGGCGACAUAACUCGGAAGUGCAGCGAUGAAGGCAUCGAAUUUAAGUUCAUCCCCCCUCGUUCUCCGAAUUUUGGCGGCCUAUGGGAGGCGGCUGUCAAAUCCUUCAAAAAUCAUCUGAGGCCUACGAUGGGAAACGCGUUGCUGACCUACGAGCAGCUCACCACGCUUCUAACGCAGAUCGAGAGUUGCAUGAAUUCUCGACCUUUGACUCAACUAUCAACCGAUCCAGCUUAUCUUGACGUUUUGACGCCGGGACAUUUCCUCCGCUUUCUGCCUUGGCCGAACCAUCCCUGGAAGCGGUUCCAAUCAACCAGCUGAAUCAAUGGCAGGAAGUACAAGAAUAUCUUCGAAGGCUGUGGAAACGUUGGAGUACUGAGUAUUUGUCCGGUCUACAACCACGGACAAAGUGGACCCGCCAACGCAACAACAUCUCCGUCGGAACAAUGGUGCUUGUGAAAGACGAUGGUUUACCACCCCUGAAAUGGUGUUACGGUAGAAUAGUUGAGAUUUUUCCGGGAAGUGAUGGGAACAUAAGAGUAGUUACCGUCAAAACGAAAGAUGGGUUGUACAAGCGCGGAAUAUCAAAAAUCUGUAUUUUGCCUGUAACCGAAAACAAUUCUGUUGAAUUCAAUAAUUCAACCGGGGGGGGAGUAUGUCGAAGCAAAAGAAUACGAUGCUAGGAACUAGGGGCGCCAUAUGGUGUGAGCGAAGCGAAAACAAUACUAAGAACUCUGUAUUUGCUUUGUAAAACAAUGAAACAAUAUGAACAGUGUGAAGCCUGCUCGCAAGUGGGAUGAAAAGUUGAACAAAAGACAAUUGUCUGCGCUAAGGCACGUGCGCGCUUUUGGUGGCCGAUCGGCCUUUCUUAGAAUUUCCUAGGUUAAGCGACAAACCAGAGAAGUUUGCUAUCACGAGCGUAUGAAAUCGAAAAUUAGUCCAUCUUUAGCACUCGACGCGAUCGGUCAAAAUAAAUGAAUUGUCACAGCAGUCCAA
This is a messenger RNA of Anopheles arabiensis, 3391 nucleotides long. RefSeq lists its product as uncharacterized. The transcript has 2 exons. The record is from RefSeq and is a predicted model, not a curated record. Gene Ontology annotation, molecular function: nucleic acid binding. NCBI's taxonomy places the organism in Eukaryota, Metazoa, Arthropoda, Insecta, Diptera, Culicidae. Bases 1937 to 2716 code for a protein of 259 amino acids.